Salvelinus sp. IW2-2015 is the source of this 1476-nucleotide messenger RNA. RefSeq lists its product as uncharacterized. Lineage: Eukaryota; Metazoa; Chordata; Actinopteri; Salmoniformes; Salmonidae. The record is from RefSeq and is a predicted model, not a curated record. Gene Ontology annotation, cellular component: nucleus.
UAUGUUACUUCAAAAAAACGCAACGGAAUUUACGUCACAAACGGAGCAGUCUCCUGUAAACAUGGCGUCCGUAACCACAGCCACCUCGGAGUGGAUCCAGUUCUUCAAGGAUGCUGGGAUCCCUGCUGGUCUGGCUGUCAACUAUGCCCUGUCUUUUGUGGACAACAGGAUCCAGAAGACCAUGCUGAUGGACCUCACUAAGGAGAUCAUGAUGGACCUGGGCAUCACUGUCAUCGGUGACAUUAUUGCCAUCCUCAAACACGCCAAACAGGUCUACCGACAGGACAUGUGCAAAAUGGCCACACAGGCCAUAACCUCAGGACAGUCCAGCGUUCAGACCGAACUCCGAAGAACUGCCAACACCCCCGCCACACGUAUGAUUGCCAACGCCUUGAGCCACGACUCACCGCCAACCACACCAGCCCAUCACCCUGACAACCGGGCAAUCUCUGUGACCGUGUCGAACAAACAGGCCAAGAGUGGCAAAGCAGUGCUGAGCCGGCCUGCUGACGAGGGGAACGGUCUGCCGGCGAAGCGUCGCCGCGUGACUGCAGAGAUGGAAGGCAAGUACAUCAUCAACAUGCCCAAAGGCACCACGGCACGCACCGCCCGAAUCCUGGCCCAGCAGGCCAAGAAAGGGAACAAGCGGAUGUCUGUGUUUGAGCGACUGGGAGCCGAGUCCAAAGCAGAUACCACCACGGGCUGCAGCAAGGCCACGGGUGUGUUCAGUCGUCUGGGCCGAGCAGACGGAGCGGAGGAGGAGCCGGGAACAGCAGGAAGGGCUGAUGUAGACGGAGCAGAGGAGGAGGAGGAGGAGGAGGAUGAUAGUGACGGAGAGGGUUCGGUCCUACAGUACGCUGGCGUCCUAAAGCGACUCCCUCCCUCCCAGAAGAAAGAGCCUGUGGCCCCCAAGCUGGCCCCCACCACCCUCCGCCGCCUAGGAGUGAAGUUCAAACUCCCCCCUACUGACUCUCCCUCCUCCUCUUCCUCCCCCGAUGGCCUCCCCCCUGCCAAGCUCAGUGUGCUUCAGAGACUGGGUAAACCAAAUGCCUCCCCACCGCCCGCCGACACCCAGGACAGCCGGGUGACCAGCACCAGAAAUAAGGCCCGGCCAGGCCUGGCCCUGGCCAGCCCUAAGGUCAGCAGCAGCACCAGGGCUGGAGGAGGGGAGAGUUUUGGGGCUCAGAUGGACGUAGGGUCAGUCAAUGUCUUUAAGAGACUGGGCAGCAAGAGGACCUAACGCAUAUCAGGCCAUGUCUAGACCUAUACCUUUUCAUUAUUUUUAUUUAGCAUCCAUCCGGAAGGCUAGUUAUUGUGACGUGUUGGUAACAUCACAUAGACAGCUAGCCUGGGUACCAAUCUGUUUGUGCUAACAUUCCCCUCCCUGUCAUGUUAUGUUUAUUAUAUGACACAGAGUACAAGGGGUGGAAUGUUAGCACAAAACAGGUCUGUAUUUUAGGCUUACGGAGAGCUGCU